GAUGCUUUCCGGUUCAUUUUUCCUCUCUCUUUUUCUUCAAUUCAAAUAGGGACAUGUGAAUUCCAGUGCAUUUGUGGUGCGUUCCAUUGCAUUCUAGUGCGUUCCAGUACAGUUCUGUGCAGGAAAAAUGCAGCAUGUUCUACUUUUUUUUCUGCAACCAGAAUGCACUGGAACUGCAAGCUCUGAUGUGAACUAUGACAUUGACAACCAUAUCACCUACUUUCUGUGAGUUUUGGAUGCAGAAAAAAAAGUAUACUUAAAUGCAUGUAGUGGGAAAUGGCCCUAAA
Molecule: messenger RNA, 287 nt
Organism: Staurois parvus
Lineage: Eukaryota; Metazoa; Chordata; Amphibia; Anura; Ranidae
Source: the annotation of a GenBank genome assembly